Molecule: messenger RNA, 1617 nt
Organism: Meloidogyne enterolobii
Lineage: Eukaryota; Metazoa; Nematoda; Chromadorea; Rhabditida; Meloidogynidae
Source: the annotation of a GenBank genome assembly
CUCCCAAUAAUAAUUUUCAUUUAGGCGCCAAAGGAAACGCCAUAAGUCAAAACCCAAAACUAAUACCCAAUUAAUAUAAUCUAGAGCUUUCAGAUCUGCUUGCCGUGAUGAGGAUUUGCCCAAAAAUAAUAGAGCUCAUGGGCUCUAUUUUUCAACUAUCCUCCAAAUUGUAGCUCUAUUUCAGGGUAAAAUAUGUAGGAAACACAGUAUGAUUGUAAAAAAACAUCCAAGACAUUUAACCAAACCAAACAAAACACAAAUUUCCUUCGGCUUGUUUUCUUUGACCAUACUAGAGGUUAAAAAUUUUUUUUCUAAUUUCUUGCCCUCUCCCCCUCACAAAUUCCCCAAAAAUUCACAAAAUAAUCUCCAACCUUCCCUCUACUCUCUCCCCCAAAAUUGCGCAACAACAACAAAAUCAUAAAACGUAAAUUUUGCGCACACUUCCCUUUUUUAUAUAAUUUUCUUUGUUCUCUUUUUAAAUCUUUCCCCCGCCCUCUUUUUUCUCGUAAAUCCAGCUCAUCAACAGACAAAACAAAAAAUUUUUUUUUAAUUUUCCAGUUCAUUUAAUGUUAUCAUAAAUUUUAUUUUAUUAUCAAAAUUAUAUCAAGUCUUUCCUUUUUUUAAUUAAAAAUGAUUUCGGCUCAAACUUCUAAUGGUGUGGGGAGUACAAAUACAAAUUAUAAUUAUGAACAUCAAGAAGCUACAAUAAUAGCAACACAACAACAAAGGAGAAAGCCUGAUUUGAUUAGGCUUGAACGUUCCCUUACUGGAGUUAGCGGUCAUUCAAUGCCUCAUUCUUCAGAUUCUUCAAUUUCGCAAUCUUGUUCAGAUGAAGAAGUAGAGGAGGAAGAAAAUUUUCAAAAAAUAGAAAAUUUGAAUAAAAAUCCUCCAGACGCCCGUAGUCGUUUUUCAGCAAAUAAAGCACUUUUUCAAAGAAUGGAAAAACAAGCUGAAAGUUUGUUUAAUAAAGAAAAACAACAACAACAACAAAAUAAUCGCCUUUUACCUUGUUUUUAUUCUCCACGUUUACAACGUUCUUCUUCAGCAAGUUUAGGUUUUAAUACAUCAACAACAACAACCCCAAAUAAACAACAACAACAUCCACCUUUAAUACCUCCAAAACCUUUAAUUGAAAAUACAAAUAACAACCAAAAAUACCCCAUACCCGGCAGCCCUUUAACCCAACUUGCGCGCAAUUUUAGCCAAUUUGCCUCUGAUGUUGAGAGAAUUGCUAGUGAAUCUAGAAUUGUUGCAAAUGAAGGAGGGGAUAAUAAAACGAAUGCCACAAAAAACGACGAAAAUGGACAGAAAAGAGAAAAAGAAAAAAUAACAGAAGAAAUUAAAAAGAAGGAAAAUAAAAAUUUAAAUAAAGCAAAUCAAAAAGAUAAUCAAAUUGGAUAUGAUGCUUAUUGGAGAAGGCCAGCUUAUUAUAGAGAACGUCUUUUUGGUAGCAUUGAAAGAAAUAAUUCUGUUAACACAGAAUGCCAAGAAGAUUCUCAAAAAAGUAAAUUUUGUAUGAAGCGACAUUUGCGGACCGACAUUUGUGGUCACUUUGUUUACCUUAUAUGGUCGAAUAACUACCCCAGAGAAUUGUUUCAGCCUCUCGCUGAAGAGUAA